Messenger RNA from Danaus chrysippus (African queen), 288 nucleotides. The record is from the annotation of a GenBank genome assembly. Lineage: Eukaryota; Metazoa; Arthropoda; Insecta; Lepidoptera; Nymphalidae.
AUGGUGCUAGACAAAGACACGAGAAAUGCUGGACAAAUAGCUAUAAAUAAGAUCGCAGCUUGUCCUAUAGAGGAAAUAGCUGCUGGUUGUGAUGCUUGUUUAGAAUAUUGGAUUAUUCAGUCCCGCUAUGAUGGACACUGGAUACGGUAUAGUCUUGGCGAGAAUUGCUUCCAUUUUGUGGCUGCGCAGGCGCAUCAGGCCGCUCAUCAGGCCACAAGCGCUCAUUGUAUAGAUAGGAGUAACGGAAGAAGUGACAGUUAUCGCGCUAAUGCAUUUCCGUAUCUAUGA